ACAGGAAAAAACUUCCUUUGUCAUUAUGCGAGGAAGAUUGCAGAAAGAGAAUGAACUAUAGGCUGGAAGUAAGAAAUAAAACGACAAGAUGGAAAGUGAAAAGAAGACAAAAAAAGAGAGAUUGAUAAGUUUGAAUACGGGGGUUUCUGAGAUAAAGCAAUAGAGUAUGAGCAAAUUUUAUGGACAUAUGAAAUUAUUGUAAAUAAAUUUAUGUGAUUAUAUUCAUUGGUUAGUGAGGCAUGACACCAAAUGAUGUCUGAAGAUGGUAGUUCUGUCUUCUUUUCUUGAGCAGGAUAGAAAUGGCUGGGUUUAAUAUCCAGGAGGUCCAACUCUAAUACUAAAGUUAAAGAAUCAAUCAUAUUAGUGAUUGAAUUAUGGUCCUAUCAUUUAUGUAUAUGUAAUUAAAUAAUAAUUUGACCUUCAAACAGGAAUUCAAGUCUCUAGUACUCUUAUUUUGAUUCUUUAUUCCUCAGUAACUAUUUUGUUAAUACGUGAACGUCCCAACGGGGGGACUGUGUUGGGUGGCUCACAUGUUAAAUUGGUUCUCUCGAUAACAAAUAUCACUAUGUGUAUGCCAUCCAACAUGCCAAAUUAUGGUUGCUUCCUGAGAUAAGAAAUUACUUAUUUGUGUCUGUUUUGGAGUCGUAUGCGAAAAUGUUGGUGACAUGGGGAAUCAAGAGGGGUCAAGUCAUAAUCAAAAUUAUGCAACUUCAAAGGCGAGGCUCUUGAAUCUUCUUUCCAUAACUCACCUCCAUUUUUAAACAUUUUUGAGAAUCCCAUCAAUAAAUUUCUAGAAGUAUCCUUUCUAAAUAAGGUUUAAUUCCUAACAAAAGGUUUUUCAAACUUAUGGCCAUGCUGGAAGAACCCUAUGUCUGCGUGCCAGUGUUGUCUUUGUUGUGUUAAAGUACCAUGGUCAAGUGGCUUGGAGCUCUUCAUUUGAACCAUUAGAUAUUGUUUUAAUCCACACAUGCUUAUCCCUUGUACUGUUUUGGUCAUAUUCUCUCUUGUUAUAGCUAGAAGGCUAUAUUUACUGUAGUUUUGAACCAUUUCUUCCUCGACAUGGUAUUCAGACUGGGAUGUGACAAAUCACAAGCAAUUAUAGCAGAUUGGGCAAAACGGUAAAAGUGAGAGAAUUACCUGUGGAGUUCAUUUAAAUGGUUGGUUUCAUUUUGAACUCAUUUGAAUAAACAAUUCCUUCUUAAGAAGGUGGGUUUUCUUCCAAAUAAAUAAGAUUAAGAAACUUUUGCAGUGUGAACAAACCCAAUCGGUUCCCCCUGUAUAGAUUACUAUUUAAUUACUUUUUGCACGUAUCUAAGAUAUGGUUAGAGAGGUUCAUAUUGUUCUUUGAGUUUUAUACUAGUGGUUUCAGAAGAUCAACUGGUAAGCACCUUUCGAUAUCAUUCUUUGUUUAUGUUUAUCUUAUCUUUGUAGUUUCUAUUUAAAAUGGGUGCACAAAGAUCGUAUGUGUUUAGUGGUAGAAGAAAGAAAGAAAAAAGUAUGCGUUUAUGACUCUAAACCUUCACCUGGCUAACUUUGGGAGCAUCUUUAACUGGCUGAGAUAUGCAGAUUAAAUUGAGUUAUUAGGUUGAGGAAAGUUUUUCUUUAUAACUAGAUAUAUGUAAUUAUUCAGGACAUACGAAUACACAUUUAAAAUUUGGUUUGUCCAUUUGUAAUAUUUUGUAUGCUAGAAAUGUAAAUUGUAGUGAUGUUAUGUAUCGAAGGAAUUUCUAAACCUUUAAUUUUAGAUGAAGGAUUUUGGAUUAUUGUGAGAGAUUCUAAACACAGAAGAGUACUUUGAACAAUUUAAAAAUGGUCUUGUUAAUUUUUCCAUUAUAAAGAAGUUUUUGACCACAUUGAGUGGAAAGAUACAUGCCACCCCUAAUGCAAACAAUCUGGCCCUGAAGGAACACUAUCUGAACAACAAUGGCUCCAAAGGCAUUUCAUAACUCUUCUUGUCUGAAUGUCAAUCAUUCCCACCUCCAAAAUGCUUUGAAUCUCUCUCUCUCUCUCUCACCAAAUCCCUAACUAUACAAUCUAUCUAUAUAUCUUCUCUCUCUCUCUCUCUCUCUCUCUCCCUUUCUCUCUCUCUCUCUCCAUCUAUCUAUCUAUCACUCUUCACCACUACCACCACUAUCACCUCAAUAAUGAAGUCAAAUUGGUCCUCCCCUUUGCACUUCACAGGAUAUUGCAGAUGGGUUUCUCUAUAACUCGCCUCCUAUAUCUCCUCUUCUUCUACCCCUGCCUACUAGCUCUAUCUACCCAUAACAUCCACACAGAUCAUGAAGCGUUACUCGCAUUUAAGCGAGGCAUUUUAGACAACAGUUAUGGCAUUCUCUCCAAUUGGGACAGGCACCAUCCUGUGUGCAAUUGGACUGGUGUUUCUUGUAAACACCACAGGGUUACCAUGCUCAACCUCAAAAGAAGCAAUCUUAGUGGAACAAUCUCUCCCUCUCUCUCUAACCUCUCUCGACUCACGACCCUUGACAUCUCAGAAAACCACCUCAAUGGACGUAUUCCAUCUGAACUUGGCCUUCUCUCUAAGCUCUCGAUGCUCGACCUCCAUGGAAACCAGCUUGUAGGUCAUAUUCCGGCUACCCUUAGUCAAUUAUCAGGCCUCGUGUUUUUGAACCUCGGUGGAAACCUGCUUGUGGGUCAGUUCCCAAUGACCUUACUCCAAAAUUGCAGCACCCUGUUUGUCUUGGACCUUUCUGAAAACAAAUUUUCUGGUGAGAUUCCACCUGAAAUUGGGAACUGGUUGCCUAAUAUUGAAGACCUCUUCCUAUAUUCUAAUCAAUUUAGUGGAAAUAUACCGUCUUCUCUUGGAAAUUGCUCAAAUUUGAGCUCUUUGGAUCUCGAAUAUAAUCACCUUAAUGGAGAGUUGCCUUUCGAGAUUGUGCAGAGGUUGCCGAAAAUGGAAUACCUUCAUCUCGCUCAUAACAACCUGGUGAGUCACGAUAACAACACGAAUUUAAGGCCUUUCUUUGUUUCUCUCUCUAAUUGUUCAGGUCUAUUGGAGCUUGAACUCCAAGGAAAUAUUCUUGGAGGUGAGAUUCCAGAUGAUAUAGGCCAGCUCCUUCCAAUCAGUCUCUUGCAGCUGCAAUUGCAAGAGAAUCGAAUCCAUGGAAGAAUCCCACCAAAUAUAGCUAACCUCUAUAACCUGACCCUGCUAAAUUUAUCUGCUAACUUCCUAAAUGGAACUAUUCCACAAGAGAUUAGCUUGCUAUCUAAUCUACAGAGGCUUGUGUUGUCAAAAAACUUGUUAGAAGGAAAUAUUCCAGCUAGUUUAGGAAAUUUGGAUCGAUUGGGAGAACUAGAUUUGGCUGAAAACAAGCUUUCAGGUGAAAUUCCAGCUUCUCUCUCAAAGCUAUCUCAGUUGAGGCGUCUCUUUCUCCAGUGGAAUUCUUUCUCUGGAAGAAUUCCCCCCAGCUUAGGCAGGUGCAUCAGGCUUGAGCUAGUAGACCUCUCUCAUAACAUGCUCACUGGACCCAUCCCAUUUGAAUUUGUGGCAGGAUUGCACAAUCUGUUCUUUUACUUCAAUCUCUCUCAUAAUUUCUUAAAUGGUUCGAUCCCUUUAGAGCUUAGUAAGCUUGACAAGGUUAUUGCGCUUUCUCUCUCGUCAAAUAACUUCUCAGGCUCCAUUCCUUCACAAAUUGGGAGCUGUGUAGGGGCUGAGUCAAUCAAUCUCUCUCAUAAUUCACUUCAAGGGCCUAUUCCUGAGGCAUUAGGGGGCCUUUGGAAUGUCCGAAUUCUCGAUCUCUCCUUUAACCAUCUUUGCGGUGAGAUACCUGAAUCCUUAGAGAGAUGCACAGCUCUAUCCCUGUUAAACCUAUCAUUCAAUGAGCUUAGUGGACCUGUACCCAGUUCUGGUCCCUUCACCUACUUCUCCAAUUCUUCAUUUUCUGGCAAUCCCAAUCUUUGUGGGUCAUUUUCUGGCAUGUCACCUUGCCAGAAUAAAAAAAAGCACAAAUCACACCACAUUAAGGCCUUCUUUCUAGUGAUUGCCAUUGUUUCUUCAACUCUAUUUCUUCUCACUGUAACCAGCGUGUGUCUCUCCAUGGCCUUAAAGACAGUGGGUCCCACCACAACCGAGCAUUCUACACCAAUUGAUAUAAAAUCAAAGUACCCAAGAAUCAGCUACCGAGAGCUCGAAGAAGCUACAAAUGGAUUCGACAAUGAACGACUGAUUGGGUCAGGAGGCUUUGGCCAGGUCUACAAAGGAGUGAUGAAAGAUGGAACAGAGGCUGCCAUAAAAGUUUUGAAUUUGCAGGGAGGGAAUUCAACCAAGAGUUUCUUGAGAGAGUGUGAAGUUUUGAAGAAGAUAAGGCAUCGAAAUCUAAUGAGGAUCAUAACAGCUUGUAGCUUGCCUGAUUUCAAGGCCUUGGUGCUUCCCUUCAUGGCAAAUGGAAGCUUAGAGAGCUAUCUAUAUGGGCCUAACGGUGGGCUUGGCCUUGGACAAGUUAUUAGCAUUUGUAGUGAUAUGGCUGAAGGGGUGGCUUACUUGCAUCAUCAUGCACCAGUUAGAGUUAUACACUGUGAUUUGAAGCCUAGUAAUGUUCUAUUGAAUGAAGAGAUGAUGGCUAUGGUUUCGGAUUUCGGGAUUGCAAGGUUGGUGAUGAGGGUGGCGGGGGAUGGAAGCGUUGCAGGUGGCGAGGCGGCGGUGGAAAACACUGCAGAUGUGUUUUGCGGGUCCAUCGGAUAUAUUGCUCCAGAGUAUGGGUUCGGGAGGAGUCCCUCUGUGAAGGGAGACGUGUAUAGCUUCGGGACCAUGGUGUUACAGAUAGUAACAGGGAAGAGACCAACAGAUGAAAUGUUUGCUGGAGGAUCAAGUUUACAAAGAUGGGUGAGAAACCAUUAUCCAAGACACAUCGACAAAGUGCUCAAUAGCAGGUUAGCCUGUGCUACCAUGGAUCAAAGCCCAGAGGUGAAGAAGAUGUGGGACUGUGCUAUACUAGAGAUUGUGGAACUUGGUCUGCUGUGCACACAGGAAACACCCUCUACUCGACCUAGCAUGCUCGACGUAGCCGACGACCUUGAUCGACUCAAGGGUUAUCUAGCUGGUGAUACAACUGCAACUUUUGCGUCUUCGUUAGGUAUAUCAUCUUCCACCAUAACUGGUGAUGAUGAUGAUUAGGAUUGUGUUUUGAACUGUCUUGUUUGAAGCUGCAUGGGGGCAUGUUUGUACUGUGUAUUUGUCAGGGUUAACGAUGUAUUGAUUUCUUC
Amborella trichopoda is the source of this 5220-nucleotide messenger RNA. Its product is annotated as putative leucine-rich repeat receptor-like serine/threonine-protein kinase At2g24130. The record is from RefSeq and is a predicted model, not a curated record. Gene Ontology annotation, biological process: protein phosphorylation. Gene Ontology annotation, molecular function: protein kinase activity; ATP binding; receptor serine/threonine kinase binding. Lineage: Eukaryota; Viridiplantae; Streptophyta; Magnoliopsida; Amborellales; Amborellaceae.